CCGCGACGCCACCGAGCAACCGCCUCUUCCCCCCUUCGACUCCCGUCGCCAUUUCCGACGCCCCCCCAAACCUCCUAGAUUUUCAAAUCCGCACCACCAUUCGCCUCCCCCAACCCCCCUCCUCCGCCCCAUCCCGCCGCAGAGCGCGAAGCCCCCGCGAAUCCGGUCCACCGCGAGGCGAUGGCGUCGGCGAGGCUGACCCCGAACGGCGUGGGGGCGGCGCUGGCGGGGGAGACGAACCUCAGGCCCAUCGUGCAGGUCGUCAACCUGCGCUGCGUCAACGUCGACGGCAAGGGCACGCCCCGGAGCGACAGGUGGCGCGGCCUCGUCUCCGACGGCGCCGAGACCUGCCCCGCGAUGUUCGCCGGCCAGCUCAGCGACCUCGCGCGCUCCGGGCUCAUCCGCCGCGGCUCCGUCGUGCAGCUCGACGAGUACGUCAUCAACAUGGUCGGCGGCAGAAGGGUUAUCGUCGUUCUGAAUUUGACAGUUCUUCUCGCGGAGUGUGACAUCAUUGGCAAUCCAGUGAUUACUCCAGAAAGUGAAUCUUCUAAUCAAAACAACCCAAGAGUGGAGCAAUUUAACGGAACACGUCAAUAUGGUUUGGCGGCAGGAAACCCAAGUCCCACAAGGCCCAAUGGCAAUGUUCCAGUCUUCCAACCUUCGGUGUCAGGGAGCUCCUUGAACACACCCACCAGGCUCAGUGACAAAUCUCCAGUUUUCCAGCCAACAGCACAGCCAUCUUAUCGUCCUGCACCCAGUUACAAAAAUCAAGGAGCAAUUGCGAAAAAUGAAGCCCCUGCUAGAAUAAUCCCCAUAUCUUCUUUAAAUCCUUAUCAGGGCCGCUGGGCUAUCAAGGGUAGAGUUACUGCAAAGGGAGACAUCCGCCGGUACCACAAUGCAAAAGGUGAAGGCAAAGUGUUCAACUUUGACUUGCUUGAUUCUGAUGGGGGUGAGAUACGGGUGGCAUGUUUCAACACUCAACUUGAUCGCUUCUAUGAAGUUGUGGAAGUUGGUAAGGUCUAUGUGGUAUCAAGAGGAAACUUGAAACCUGUACAGAGGAACUAUAACCAUCUGAACAGUGAGUGGGAGAUUACGUUGGAGAGAGAUUCAUCAGUGGAUCUUUGUCCUGAUGAGAACAGCUCAAUUCCCUCUCAGCAGUUUAACUUCAGACCGAUCAGUGAAAUUGAGGAUACUCCGACCGGUACUAUACUUGAUAUCAUAGGUGUUGCUAUCUCUGUCAGCCCUUCCACCACAGUACAGAAGAAAAAUGGCACGGAAACUCUGAAAAGAAUGAUUGGCCUGAAGGAUAUAUCUGGUCGAAGUGUUGAUCUAACCAUGUGGGGUGACUUUUGCAACAGAGAAGGCUCACAGCUGCAAGAAAUGGUUGAACGUGGGGUCUUCCCCGUGCUGGGUGUCAAAACAGGAAGAGUGAAUGAUUUCAAUGGCAAGUGUGUCGGCACAAUUUCUUCCUCUCAACUCCUCAUAGACCCUGAUCUCUCUGAAGCUCAUACUCUGAGGCAAUGGUUCGACGGUGGAGGAAGGGAUGCUUCUACUCAGUCCAUAUCUAGGGAUCACACUCCUUCAGCAUCAAGGAACGAGGUCCGAAUGACAGUUGCUAAAAUCAAGGAUGAUGGUCUUGGAAUGGGAGACAAACCUGAUUGGGUUACUGUGAAAGCCUCCAUUAUAUUCUUCAAGAGCGACAACUUCUGCUACACAGCUUGCCCUACUAAGGAAGGUGACCGGCAGUGCAAUAAGAAAGUGACAAAGGGGACCUCUGGCUUGUGGGUGUGUGACAAAUGCGACAAGGAGUUUCCAGAGUGCGACUACAGGUAUCUUCUGCAGCUUCAGAUUCAAGAUCACUCGGGAACAACUUGGGUGACAGCGUUUCAGGAGACCGCGCAAGAGUUACUAGGCUGCUCGGCGCUAGAACUCGUUACAUACAAAGAGAACGGAGACCCUCGUUUUGCAGAGACCAUGCUCAGCUGUUUGUUCAUGGAUUAUCUGCUCAGGCUGAAAGUCAAAGAAGAAACGUACAGCGACGAGAGGAGAGUGAAGAACACAUUGGUCAAAGUGGAGAGGUUUGAUCCUGCUGCCGAAAGUAGAUAUCUGCUCGAUUUACUUUCAAGGUCGGUGGCAUCAUAUUGAGCAGCGAGUUUCGCCCGAAGAGGUGUGGCGGUGUCCAUAACAUGUUCUCUUUUGCUCGGAAGGCCCAAGGUUUACUUACCAUAUUAGAGAUUCAGGAUUUAUUCAGUUCAUACCGAUGUUUUUGAUGUGAUAGUAACAGUAAGCAUGCCAAUGUCUCGGCCUAUGUAGACUUUCUGUCCUUGUUUAAUUUUAACGGAUCAAUUCAGAUGUAGCUACUGAAUCAUAUUGAUGUCUGUGUUAAGGCAUCCCUGCUUUUUAAACUUACCAA
Molecule: messenger RNA, 2413 nt
Organism: Triticum dicoccoides
Lineage: Eukaryota; Viridiplantae; Streptophyta; Magnoliopsida; Poales; Poaceae
Product: replication protein A 70 kDa DNA-binding subunit A-like
Exons: 2
Coding region: 181-2145 (654 amino acids)
Biological process (GO): nucleotide-excision repair; DNA replication; meiotic cell cycle
Cellular component (GO): nucleus; DNA replication factor A complex
Molecular function (GO): single-stranded telomeric DNA binding; damaged DNA binding
Source: RefSeq, a predicted model, not a curated record